Messenger RNA from Monomorium pharaonis (pharaoh ant), 1724 nucleotides. RefSeq names its product histone acetyltransferase type B catalytic subunit (gene Hat1). Gene Ontology annotation, biological process: subtelomeric heterochromatin formation. The transcript has 6 exons. NCBI's taxonomy places the organism in Eukaryota, Metazoa, Arthropoda, Insecta, Hymenoptera, Formicidae. The record is from RefSeq and is a predicted model, not a curated record. The coding region runs from base 352 to 1596 and encodes 414 amino acids. Gene Ontology annotation, molecular function: histone binding; histone H4 acetyltransferase activity. Gene Ontology annotation, cellular component: nucleus.
UCGCCUGUCGGUCUUCAAUAGUACUUCGUUGAUGAUUGUCCAGGCAAUAGGAAGUAACCGCGAACGGUUCCGUUAAGAGAUCACUUUGCGCUCGAAACCGCAGUUUUGGCGCCAAAUCGUUUGCACGACGAAAGAUCAAUGUAAACACAGCUGUGAUCGGUUAAUUCGAUUAUACACACCGACGUCAAGUAGUUGUCCUUUUACAUUGGAGACUCAACGUUGCCUCCUCGCGGCGGUCUAACCUACGUCAAUCCCUAUUUCCAAGGUCAGGUUCUCGCUGGAGUCAAAAGCAACCUUUCAGGGAAUCUUCACGAUCUGCAUAUCGUUUUCCCGUUGAUCUCCUUCCUCAAGAUGAUGGAGGACUCUAUGACGGCGCGCCUGAAGAAGCUGGUGGCGGACGGCAACGAAGCUCUGGAGCUUAGGUUAAUCCGUAACCUCGACGACUUGCAGUCGGAGGAGGCUAUCUUCAAGCCGGAGAUGACUCACCAGGUGUUUGGUGAUAGGGAGAUGAUAUUUGGUUACCUGGAUCUAAAAGUACAGCUGUACUACUUGGCAGGUUGCUUGGAAACUUAUCUGGGAAUGACUUAUACAGAGAAAGUGAAUGCAAAGCAUGACGGAGUUGAACCCGAUGAGGUGUUAACAAAGAUUGCCCCAUGGCUGGCUCCUGAUGUUCACUAUAGUUUGGCUACUUUCACCAAGGCGCUUGCCAAAGAUGAUACAUUCACGCCACAUGGAGAAAUGAUGCACUCUUUCUCAAUUGAUGAUGAAGGCACUGUGAGACAAUUUGUAGUCUACAAGGCAGAUAUGAGUUACAAAGGAUACAGGGAAUAUCAUCAAAGGAUUCAAACAUUCCUUCUUUGGUACAUAGAUGCGGCUCUUUUUAUUGAUCUUGAUGAUGAGCAAUGGCAAUAUUUUAAUUUAUUCGAAAAAUAUACAACGCCCACAGGAAAUACUCGAUAUGCGACGAUUGGUUUUGCUACUGUGUAUCGUUAUUAUGCUUAUCCACAGCACAUUCGACCGCGUAUCGCUCAAUUUUUAAUUUUACCGCCAUUUCGGAGGAUAGGUCUUGGCAAGCAUUUGCUGCAAGCGAUUUAUCGCGAAUAUAUUGGCAGGCAAGAGGUUAAGGAUAUAACAGUGGAAAGUCCGUCCGAAGUAUUUCAACGAUUGCGAAACUACGUAGAUGCCUUAAACUGCAGCACAUUGCCCAGUUUUUCACCGAAUCGUUUACAGCAUGGUUUCGACAAUGAAAUGAUCGUUGAAGCUAGAAACAAUUUUAAAAUAAACAAGAAACAGGCCCGCAUAGUGUACGAGAUCUUACGAUUGCAGGAAACGAAUGUUGCGAACGCGGAUGAAUAUCGGGCGUACAGAAUAGAUGUGAAGAAAAGACUGAAUAUUCCAUUUAAGAGAAAACAGAACGAGGAGCUAAAAAUAGAACGUGCUUUGAAGAAUGCCGCAGAUAAGAGCACGUACACAAAUGGUACUGGUCUGCCGCCUGACGAGCAACGUAAGGAGAUGCUGGAAAAGGAAUAUCGGUUCUUGGAAGAAGAAUACAAGAUGGUCAUCAAGCGAUUGGAAUACGAUUCCUCUGAGCUGUGAAAUUGAAUACGCAUUGAUUAAUUAAGAAAUUUUUAUGCUGUGAAAACAAAAUUAAAAUUAAUAAUUUCUAACGUUUUAUAUUUGUGUACAGACACUUUUGUUCAUUAAAAUUUGUCUUGCUUUUCUAU